Messenger RNA from Anneissia japonica, 654 nucleotides. Its product is annotated as probable serine/threonine-protein kinase qkgA. The coding region runs from base 1 to 654 and encodes 217 amino acids. The record is from RefSeq and is a predicted model, not a curated record. NCBI's taxonomy places the organism in Eukaryota, Metazoa, Echinodermata, Crinoidea, Comatulida, Comatulidae. The transcript is spliced from 5 exons.
AUGUCAAAAUAUGCAUUUUUAUCUACAUCCGAACCUGACCUUACUGCUGCUACGUCCUCAACUGAUCGUAGAGGAAAAUCAUCUCCAUCAGCUUUAUCUGUAUCAGCAAUUGAUCCCAGAAAAAAGUCUUCUUUAUCCCGUUGGUUUAUGCGACAAUUUAAAGGCAAAAGUGUAUCUGAGGACACGGGAGUAUCCACCAAUGGAAGAGGUGUAUCUCAGGACACAGGAGUAUCGACCAAUCAGCUUAUGACAUAUGAAAUACGCAAGAAAGUCAUUGACAAACUUGCAAACAAGAGUUCUGGGCCGAGUGAUGUAACUUGUAUAUGGGACUAUGCCGGUCAACUUGAUUAUUAUAUUACUCACCGGUUUUUUCUUACAGAUAGGUCAUCUUAUGGAGUUGUAUUCAGUUUGCUAGACGCUUUGGAUGAAUUAGCAAAGCCAAGAGAUCCCCAAAAAGGAUUUCUUGAGAUGACAAAUCUUCAAUCGAUCUUAUUUUGGAUAAGGUCAAUAUUUGAACAUGCUGUACUGCUACAUGGCUCUGAAGCAAAGAAUGUGAUCAAUAGAAUGAUAGCAUCACCGACGAUUAGUCUGAUUGGGACGCACAAAGAUCUACUACAGGGCAGUGAUGCUGAGAAACAGGCAAAGGUUUGUUAA